Molecule: messenger RNA, 2139 nt
Organism: Oncorhynchus mykiss (rainbow trout)
Lineage: Eukaryota; Metazoa; Chordata; Actinopteri; Salmoniformes; Salmonidae
Source: RefSeq, a predicted model, not a curated record
GCUGUGCUGCGCUGGGCUCUGCUACGGUGCAGGGUAGUGGCUAGUGUCGCGGGAAUGAUUAGCAUUUUACCAACGCAUGGUGUUCACAAGCCAAGAGCCUUCUGAUUCGAUGAUAAAAUAAACACAUUUCAUUUAACCCUUCUUUGUACACAUUUUGUGUACCACCACAGCUGAAGACCUGGAAUCGAAAAUGAACUGGGGGUCCUUUUACGCCGUGAUCAGCGGCGUAAACAGGCAUUCCACCGGCAUCGGCCGCAUCUGGCUGUCUGUCAUCUUCAUCUUCAGAAUCCUGGUCCUCGUGGUGGCGGCCGAGUCGGUCUGGGGCGACGAGAAGUCUGGCUUCACCUGCAACACCCAGCAGCCCGGCUGCAACUCUGUCUGCUAUGACCAGUUCUUUCCAAUCUCACACAUCCGCCUGUGGGCCUUGCAGCUCAUCCUGGUGUCCACGCCUGCUCUCCUAGUGGCCAUGCAUGUAGCCCAUCGCAGACACAUCAACAAGAAGAUCCUGAAGAAGUCCGGGCGCGGUUCCCCUAAGGAGCUGGAACAACUCAAGAACCAGAAGUUUGCGAUCACAGGCGCCCUCUGGUGGACCUACAUGAUCAGUGUGCUGUUUAGGAUCGUUCUGGAAGUCGGCUUCCUUUAUAUAUUCUACUUGAUCUACCCUGACUUCAAGAUGUUCCGUCUGGUCAAGUGUGACUCGUACCCCUGCCCCAACACUGUGGACUGCUUUGUGUCGCGACCCACGGAGAAAACCAUCUUCACCGUGUUCAUGCUCUCCGUGUCGGGGGUGUGUGUUCUCCUCAACCUGGCCGAGGUGGCCUACCUGAUUGGUAGAGCCUGUCUGAGGUGUAUCCAUGGUAAUCAGGAAGAGACUAAGGUAGCAUGGAUCGGUCAGAAACUGUCCUCCUACAAACAGAAUGAAAUCAACCAGAUGAUCGCUGACCAGUCGAAGUUCAAGUUUAACAUGGGAGCUAGGAAGACCUCUAUGGAGAAGGGAGAGAGGUGCUCUGCUUUCUGAUAGGCUGCCCUGGAAGGGAGAGAGGUGCUCUGCUUUCUGAUAGGCUGCCCUGGAAGGCAGAGAGGUGCUCUGCUUUCUGAUAGGCUGCCCUGGAAGGGAGAGAGGUGCUCUGCUUUCUGAUAGGCUGCCCUGGAAGGGAGAGAGGGGCUCUGCUUUCUAAUAGGCUGCCCUGGAAGGGGGAGAGGGGCUCUGCUUUCUAAUAGGCUGCCCUGGAAGGGGGAGACGUGCUCUGCUUUCUAAUAGGCUGCCCUGGAAGGGAGAGAGAUCCUCUGCUUUCUGAUAGGCUGCUCUGGAAGGGGGAGACGUGCUCUGCUUUCUAAUAGGCUGCUCUGGAAGGGAGAGAGGGGCUCUGCUUUCUAAUAUGCUUUCAAGUCCUAGUUCCCACUCCUUUUCACUGCUUCAAGCUAAAGAACUAACCAGCUUGGACCCUUACUGUAGAGAAAUCCUCAUACAAUAACUCCAUCUAGUCAUAACGCCAAUCAUCAUUCAUUUCUGGCUCCAUUUAUUCUGGUGACUGGUGCUAGGUUCUGGUAGGAUAUGAAGAAGAACAAACAGACCCAGACAGGGGGUAUUGGAUGGGCCCCCCAAAAAUAAAACUAACCCGGACAAACUCGAUGCUGGAUUGGAGGGAGAAUUUUGUUUCAUCGUGGUCGACACAGUCACUGUUUUCUCACAACCUUGGGGCAGAAACGGGUGGAUAAAGGAACAUUUGUUUCAGCACAUGACUUGACAAACCCAUUGUAUUGGAACUCACCGAGUCUCCUACAGCGGGGAGACUGCUCCUACAGCGGGGAGGCUGCUCCUACAGCGGGGAGGCUGCUCCUACAGCGGGGAGGCUGCUCCUACAGCGGGGAGGCUGCUCCUACAGCGGGGAGGCUGCUCCUACAGCGGGGAGGCUGCUCCUACAGCGGGGAGGCUGCUCCUACAGCAGGAACGAAUCACUCAUUAAGACAUUGAAGAUCUUUUUAAUGGUGCACAGCAAACGAUGGAACUUUACUACGUUGUUUUAGUACUAUCAGCACCAAGAGGGUUAGGGUCAGCAGCAGCACCAAGAGGGUUAGGGUCAGCAGCAGCACCAAGAGGGUUAGGGUCAGCAGCAGCACCAAGAGGGUUAGGGUCAG